AUGGAUGCUUCAACGCAACGUGGCGGCACUCCACGCACCUCGCGCUUGCCAGUUCCCCGUGCUUCAGGCAUUCCUCGGCCGACUUUCUCGACUGGCACUCUGGACUCACCGGCUGUUUCUGCAGCUCGACCUGCCGCUGCUGCGCCUGCAGGCCCUGCUGGCACAAAGGAGCUUCACAACCCCAAGGUGCGCAAGUCGCUUGGCGGCGCGCCACUAAGAUCACCUGCUUCUCGAGAGCAGCUCCGUACGGCAAGCAUUAGUCGGCCACCGGCGCAGAGGCCUCCUGGUAGCCGAGUUUCCUCGACAGCUCAAAGACGCACCAGUCUUUUUGUCGAUCGAAUGCCUAGCAGGGCCUCCACCAUCGCCGACCGCGAUGCUGAUGAGCUCCUCGGCAACCGACGGGCCAGCCGUGCCGGCCUGCUCCCAGACCAUGACGAUGACUUUCCGACUGAAGAUGAAGAUGUUGAUCUGCCUCCAUUGGGUGCAAAGUAUCUCCAAACACCCAAUAAGAGGUCCGGAAAGCCCCGACCAUCGUUGACUGAACGCACAAUGGAGACCCUGGCCAACGUACCCUCCUCUCCAGCAAUAAACAGAAAGCCCUCGUCCCUCUUUGACCAUUCCCGGCCUAGAUCACGGUCAGGCAGUGUCAGCUCUAGACCCGGCUCUAGCUACAACUCCGAUGGCUCAGGACGCCCUCAUUCGAGGUCAUCAAGCCGUCCCGGCUCCAGGGCCGACAACGAUGGAUACGGAGGAGCCUACAGAUCUGCUCUUUCCACCAUUGACGGUACUCCUGAGAGAGCCGGAGGCAGAGGGCUAGCCAAGACGCCCAAUUCGCGUAUCGGCUUGAAGCCCUCCCUGGCAUCAGCCUCCAAGCCAUUGCCUGUUCCAACCAGCCCCAGCCCCGAGAAGCAAGCAAAACAGCCACUCAGGUCACGACCUGCACCUGCGAAUCCUCUCAAGUCCAAGGCGUCCUCCAACGGCCUCUUCAAGAAACCGGCUAUACCAGCUACUAGCACAAAUGCAUCUGGCUCGAAUGCGGGGGAUCAGGCCUGGGAUGGUGCGAUUGCCCCGCUGACAAUUACCAAAACCCGCACAAUUGCAUCAGAAGAUCGGCCGGGUCUUGCCCAUAGAAAGUCAUCCGCUGCACUGCGCGAUCAGAUUGCAAAGGCAAAGGCUGCCAGAAAAGCUUCCUCAAAGUUGGACUCGCCUUCUGUUCAGGACGUGCCCAUCGCGAUGGGUGGCGGCAUGGACUUUGGUAUUGAAGACUACCCUGACCCUUUUGGUCAAAACAAGAACGAAUCGGCUGGCGUUAAGGUUCUUCAACAGCGCAUUGCUGCCGGUCGAACCACCGGUCGUCUAAACAUCGCCGCACUGGGGCUCAAGGAGAUGCCUGCUGAAGUUCUCGACAUGUACAACCUGAAUUCCAUAUCUGGCGGCAGUAGUUGGGCCGAGAGUGUCGACUUAACUCGACUUGUUGCUGCUGACAAUGAGUUCGAAACCUUGGCCGAUGUUUUGUUCCCCGAUUCGAUACCCGAUGAAUUUGACAUGGGCGACGACAAUGAUGCGCCACCCAACAUCUUUGGUGGUUUGGAGACCAUGGACUUGCACGGCAAUAAACUCGCAGCUGUCCCCAUUGGGUUUCGCCGCUUGUGUCAACUGACGUCUCUCAACCUGUCGAAAAACAACCUUGACAGCAACUGCCUCCAAAUACUGUCACAGAUGACAGCCCUUAGAGAUCUCAAGCUCGCUAACAACAAUCUUUCCGGUCCCUUGAAUGCUGCAAUCUCUUUGCUUGAUGGGCUUGAAGUCCUGGAUUUACAUGACAACAAGCUUUCCAGUCUUCCACAAGACAUGCACAAGAUGAGCCGUCUUCGCAUCUUGGAUCUGGGUCAGAACAACUUCGAGUCCAUCUCCUUUGCGGCUCUUGCCGAUCUGCCUCUCAGCCAGCUCGUGCUUCGUCAGAACAAGUUAAAUGGAACAUUGAUCCAAGACCCCAUUGAUGCAAUGCGCACACUGCAGACGCUUGAUAUCUCCUGUAACCAAAUCAAAUACAUCAUGCCAUCAUCUACCGUGGUUGCCUUUCCAGCUUUACAUACGCUGUCGGCAUCCAUGAACAGGCUGCAAGAGCUUCCUGAGAUGUCAUCCUGGUCAAGCUUGCUCACUUUGACUCUGGACGAAAAUGGCAUCGCGGCUAUUCCUGAAAGCUUUAUGAGCCUUACAAAACUGCGACAAGUUGACUUUUCCGGCAAUGACAUUCGUAUGGUGCCUCCAGAGCUUUCAAGAAUGGACAGCCUAUCCAUGAUUCGACUCAGCGGCAACCCACUUCGUGACAAGAAAUUUGUGACCGCCACGACUGACGAGCUAAAGGAAAUUCUCGCUGGCAGAUUGGAGCCUCCGCCUCCCUAUCAAGAACAGGGAGAAAAUGUAGUCGGCCUCAUGGCAAAGCUGGCAGAAGCCCAAAAAACUCGGGGGGGCGCCAGGCAUGUUGUCGAUGACGAGGGCAAGUCGGACGCUGAUGAUGAUUUUACCACGCCUCCCACAUCACGUCCCCAUUCACCAUCACGGUCACGGUCGCAGACUAUGGAUAGCGUUCAAACACAAUUCCACAUGCCCGUGCUGGAGGACUGGCAAGUCAGAGCCGGCGGAGUCCUUGACCGAUCUCGCACGGGUAGCUCUGUGCUGGAUGCCACCAAGUUUGCCGAAGCCAAUGAUAGGCAGCCUAUCAGACAGCUGCUUCUCCACCACAAUCUUUUCACCAAUAUUCCUGACAAUUUGGUUGUAGUUGCGAGGAGCCUCACCUCUCUCUCACUAGCAAACAAUCAGCUUACCGGAGCCGAGUAUCUAAAACAGCCGCUUGAGCUACCUGCUCUGCAAGAGCUCAACCUGGCUGCGAACCGAAUCACAUCGCUCGAACCUCUUCUAGAAUGCCUUGACGCGCCUUCUCUCGAAACGCUUGAUAUUUCUACCAAUCGCAUGACCUGUCUGCCUUUGGGCCUUUUGGACAAGCUCCCACGACUACGUGUUUUGCUUGCCAACAAUAAUCAAAUCUCGGAGCUUCGCCCGGAGUCGAUUAAAGGCAUCAAAAUUGUAGAAAUUGCCAACAACGAGAUCGGCCAGCUGGAACCCAUGAUUGGUCUUCUUGGAGGCGCCAGCGGCCUCGAGCGUCUGGAUGUGUCUGGCAACAGAUUCAAAGUACCUAGGUGGAACAUCUUGGAACAAGGGACACAUGCGUUACUGCACUGGCUACGUGAACGCGUUUCAGAAGAAGCAAUGGAGCGCUGGCGAGAGCAAAACGGGGAUGACGAUUGA
Messenger RNA from Beauveria bassiana ARSEF 2860, 3309 nucleotides. Its product is annotated as leucine Rich Repeat family protein. The transcript has 2 exons. Bases 1 to 3309 code for a protein of 1102 amino acids. The record is from RefSeq and is a predicted model, not a curated record. Gene Ontology annotation, molecular function: protein binding. NCBI's taxonomy places the organism in Eukaryota, Fungi, Ascomycota, Sordariomycetes, Hypocreales, Cordycipitaceae. Gene Ontology annotation, cellular component: extracellular matrix.